Microthlaspi erraticum is the source of this 2556-nucleotide messenger RNA. Lineage: Eukaryota; Viridiplantae; Streptophyta; Magnoliopsida; Brassicales; Brassicaceae. The record is from the annotation of a GenBank genome assembly.
AUGGCAGAUCCAUUGUCCCCUUACCCGUUUCCGAGCAAUGUUCAUGUCCUGAGCUCAGUGACGCUCAAGCUCUCCGAUAGCAACUACUUGCUUUGGAAGACGCAGUUCGAGUCCCUCCUGUCCAGCCAGAAGCUUGUCGGCUUCGUCAAUGGUUCGAUUGCUGCUCCUCCGACCACUCAUACGGUCGUCGUUGGUGGUGUCCCCACACUGGAGCCAAACCCGAUGUUGACGCGUGGUUCUGUACUGACCAGUUGGUCAGAUCUUGGUUAUUUGAGCUCCCUCGCUCGACAGUUUGCUCUUAAGCGUCAAUUUCAGUUUCUCACCAAAAAGGGGAAAACUUUAACGGCUUAUUGCAGAGAACUGAAAUCAAUCUGUGAUGCUUUAGCAGCUAUUGGGAAACCAGUUGAAGAGGAAUUGAAGAUAUUUGGAUUUCUCAAUGGCCUUGGCAAGGAAUACGAUCCAGUUUCCUCUGGUAUACAAAGGGAUCUCUCCAAGCCAAAUCCACCAUCCUACAACGAUGUGGUUACGGAGAUUCAAGCUUAUGACAUCAAACUUCAGGCGUAUGCAGCAGCUGAAGCAAGCAACACACAUCUUGCCUUCAACACCGAGCAGCCACAGUACAAUGGGAGUUAUAAGCAAGGCCCUCAGAACAACAAUCAAAAUUACAGAGGUGGCAGAGGUCGUUAUGGUCAGCGUGGUGGCAGAGGUGGCUAUAUGUCCCGUGGUCGUGGAUUCUCUCAACAUCAGACGAACCCCAAUCCAUCUGGAGAACGCCCUGUGUGUCAAAUCUGUGGCAGGACUGGACACACAGCUGCAAAGUGUUACAACCGCUUUGACAAUAACUACCAGGGUCAAGAUCCAGCUCAGGUGUUCUCCACUCUCCAGUCGUCUGAUGUCACAGGGAAGGAGUGGUAUCCGGACUCCGAUGCAUCCACACAUGUCACCGCUUCCCAAGAGAAUCUUCAGACAUCUACCCCUUACGAAGGUAAUGAUACGAUUAUGGUUGCGGAUGGAGCCUUCCUCCCAAUCACUCAUGUUGGUUCCACCAACAUAACCUCUGCUACAGGUAACUUGCCUCUCAAAGAUGUCUUGGUUUGCCCUGAGAUACGAAAGUCACUUCUCUCUGUAUCCAAACUGUGUGAUGAUUAUCCAUGUGGGGUCUGGUUUGAUGCUAAUAAAGUCUGUGUGAUUGAUGUGAAUGCUCAGAAAGUGGUAGCAAAGGAACCUCGAGUUAAAGAUCUCUACACGUUGGAGAAUCAGAGAUUGGAGGUUCUCUACUCGAGUAGGCAGUGUGCAGCAACUGAGGAUAUGUGGCAUCAUCGUUUGGGACACUCCAAUAUCAAAGUUCUCCAGCAGUUACAAAGCAGCAAGGAGAUUAGUAUCAAUAAGAGCAGAACUAAACUCAUUUGUGAGCCUUGCCAAAUGGGGAAAUGUAGUCGUUUGCAAUUUUUUCCUUCUUUGUCUUCUCGUGUAUUAGGUCCCUUAGACAAAGUUCACUGUGAUCUUUGGGGUCCUUCUCCGAUUGUAUCAAACCUGGAGUUUAAAUACUAUGCAGUUUUCAUUGAUGACUUCUCAAGAUUCUUUUGGUUCUAUCCAUUAAGAGCCAAAUCAGAAUUCUUCUCUGUGUUUACUGUAUUUCAGAAGCUUGUUGAAAAUCAGUUUGGUACUAAGAUAAAGGUGUUUCAAAGUGAUGGAGGAGGCGAGUUUGUAAACAAAGAGUUGAAACAACAUCUGUUAAACUGUGGCAUUAGCCAUCUUCUCUCAUGUCCAUACACACCACAGCAGAAUGGCUUGGCAGAGAGAAAGCAUAGACAUGUUGUCGAACUGGGUCUAUCAAUGUUGUUUCACAGCAGUACACCACUAAGCUAUUGGGUUGAGGCGUUCUUCUCUGCGAAUUUUAUUUGCAACCUUCUCCCAAUGGCUAUCUUGGGAAAUUGCAGUCCUCAUGAGGUGUUGUUCAAAGAAAAGCCGAGUUACACUAUGCUAAGAGUCUUUGGAUCAGCGUGCUACCCAUACCUGCGUCCUCUGGCCGAUCAUAAACUUGAACCACGGUCUCUACAAUGUGUGUUCAUUGGUUAUAGUGCGCAGCAUAAAGGUUAUCGGUGUCUCUAUCCACCUACAGGAAAAGUUUACAUUUGCAGACACGUGAUUUUUGAUGAAGAAAGCUUCCCGUUCAGAACGCAAUAUGAGUCUCUGGUGCCGAGAUAUCACAGCAAACUCUUAAAGGCGUGGCAAUCUUCAGUCUCCACAGAGAAUGUUCCAGCCUCAGUAAAUCAAGAACAAAUACCACGAGCUCUUCCUACACUGCCACGAGAACCUGAACCAGUCGAAACAGAGGAUACUCUGGGUAACAUUGGGUCUCCAGCUGCUUCUGAAGCAAACUCAGACCAGUUGGAAAACGUUGUUGUGGAGAACAUUCAUCCUAUGACCACAAGGGCUAAAGCAGGCAUUCACAAGCCAAAUACAAGAUAUGUUCUUCUGGCCUCAAAGUUUGUACCGGCAACACCACGAAACAUUGCAGAAGCGAUGAAACACCUGGGUGGAACAUUGCAGUAA